AUGACCGACAACUACCCAACUGGAGGACAUACGGCUCCAACUGUUGCUCUGUCCAACAACUACCCAACUGGAGGACAUACGGCUCCAACUGUUGCUCUGUCCAACAACUACCCAACUGGAGGACAUACGGCUCCAACUGUUGCUCCGUCCAACAACUACCCAACUGGAGGACAUACGGCUCCAACUGUUGCUCCGUCCAACAACUACCCAACUGGAGGACAUACGGCUCCAACUGUUGCUCCGUCCAACAACUACCCAACUGGAGGACAUACGGCUCCAACUGUUGCUCUGUCCAACAACUACCCAACUGGAGGACAUACGGCUCCAACUGUUGCUCCGUCCAACAACUACCCAACUGGAGGACAUACGGCUCCAACUGUUGCUCCGUCCAACAACUACCCAACUGGAGGACAUACGGCUCCAACUGUUGCUCAUUCCUCUAGAAACGAUCCGAAUUCAAAAAAAAGAAGAAAGAUCCAUUGGUGCCACCGUUGUGGUAAUACACUGUUCAGCAAGGAUAGCCUCAAACGCCAUUGCAUGGAGCAUAAACAUAUGACAGAGGAGGAUCGUUUCGAUUUGUACGAAACAAGCGUGAAGAUGUCGGAGGAGAGACGCUCAAACAAUUAUUGA
This is a messenger RNA of Caenorhabditis remanei, 630 nucleotides long. RefSeq lists its product as uncharacterized. The transcript has a single exon. The record is from RefSeq and is a predicted model, not a curated record. NCBI's taxonomy places the organism in Eukaryota, Metazoa, Nematoda, Chromadorea, Rhabditida, Rhabditidae. Bases 1 to 630 code for a protein of 209 amino acids.